This is a messenger RNA of Scomber japonicus (chub mackerel), 1454 nucleotides long. RefSeq names its product alpha-internexin-like. NCBI's taxonomy places the organism in Eukaryota, Metazoa, Chordata, Actinopteri, Scombriformes, Scombridae. Gene Ontology annotation, biological process: intermediate filament organization. Gene Ontology annotation, cellular component: intermediate filament; postsynaptic intermediate filament cytoskeleton; cytoplasm. Gene Ontology annotation, molecular function: structural constituent of postsynaptic intermediate filament cytoskeleton. The transcript has 5 exons. The record is from RefSeq and is a predicted model, not a curated record. Bases 1 to 1362 code for a protein of 453 amino acids.
AUGAGCUUUGGAGACCGCUACACUUCGUCCUCCUACAGGAAGAUUUUCGGGGACUCUCCCAGGUUUCCCGUCUCCUCCUCUCGCAUGAGCAGCGCCUCUUCUCGGGGCCCCUCAGGCCUGAGAUCCAUGGCUCUAUCCCGCAACAACUCGACGUCCAUGGGCCUGUACAGAAGGGUCGGCCGCUCCUCCACCUCCUUCUCUUUGGUGCCGAGUGACUCUCUCGAUUUGGGGCAGACCUCUGUAGUCAACAAUGAACUAAAAGUCAUUAGAACCAACGAGAAAGAGCAGCUGCAGGGUCUGAAUGAUCGCUUCGCUACGUUCAUUGAUAAAGUCCGGCACCUGGAGCAGCAGAACAAAAUGUUGGAGACGGAGCUGGUGACUCUGAGGCAGAAGCAGAAGGAACCGUCCCGCCUUGCUCACACCUACCAGCAGGAGAUGAGGGAUCUGCGGUCACAGCUGGAUGAGCUGAGCAGGGACAGGAAUCGCAUCCUGAUCGAGAGGAACAACAUGGAGGAUGAGCUGCAGAAACUCAGUGUGAAGUAUGAUGAGGAGAUGAGGGGGCGGGAGGAAGCGGAGCAGACCUUGAAGGCCUUCAGGAAGGAUGUGGAUGACGCCGCGGUCAUCCGCCUGGACCUUGAGCGCCGUCUCGAUUCCAUGAUGGACGAGAUUUCCUUCCUGAAGAAAGUCCACGAGGAGGAAAUCCAGGAGAUGAGAAGCAUGAUGGAGGAGCAGGUCAUGGUGGAGCAGGAGCUCACCAAACCGGACCUCACCUCAGCCCUGAAGGAAAUCCGCAACCAAUAUGAGUCCAUCGCCUCCAAGAACCUGCAGUCGGCCGAGGAGUGGUACAAGAACAAGUUUGCUAGCCUCAGCGAGCAGGCCACCAGGAGCAACGAUGCCAUGCGGGCCAGCAGGGAGGAAAUGAAUGAUUUCAGGAGGCAGCUGCAGUCCAAGACCAUCGAGAUAGAGACCAUGAGGGGCGCCAACGAGUCUCUGGAGAGGCAGAUCACAGAGAUGGAGGAUUCGCACAAUGCUGAGGUCACAGCAAUGCAGGACACCAUUGGCCACCUGGAUACCGAGCUGAGGAACCUGAAAAGCGAGAUGGCGCAUCACCUGAGAGAGUACCAGGACCUUCUCAACGUCAAGAUGGCCCUGGACAUAGAGAUAGCUGCUUACAGGAAACUGUUGGAGGGGGAGGAGACUCACUUUAACUCAGACAUGUCGUUCAGUGCGACCAGCUACAGCUACGGCCCGCGAGGCCAGGCCACCUCCUCCAGGAGCAGCCAGCGGGAGAAAGGGGGAGCCUCCAAGGAAAGCUUCAAGGAGGAAGACAAGGACGAUGCAGACAUCAACUCCAACAACUGAAUACACACAUACACACACAGACAGGGGAGAAGAGAUGUACUGUAUAUGUUGUAGGGAGUUCAUAGUCACACUGCAUCUGUACAGAAUAAGAG